Formica exsecta is the source of this 9783-nucleotide messenger RNA. It is a transcript of the gene Ubr3, whose product is annotated as E3 ubiquitin-protein ligase Ubr3. NCBI's taxonomy places the organism in Eukaryota, Metazoa, Arthropoda, Insecta, Hymenoptera, Formicidae. The record is from RefSeq and is a predicted model, not a curated record. Gene Ontology annotation, biological process: protein ubiquitination; ubiquitin-dependent protein catabolic process via the N-end rule pathway. Bases 709 to 6570 code for a protein of 1953 amino acids. Gene Ontology annotation, molecular function: zinc ion binding; ubiquitin protein ligase activity. Gene Ontology annotation, cellular component: cytoplasm; ubiquitin ligase complex. The transcript is spliced from 28 exons.
AUUCACCUCACCACGUCGAUAAAGCAGCUCGGUCAGUCAGAUCUUGGAAUGAGCAGCAAGUGGACGCGCCAGCGGAGACUCGAUUGUCUCGGUCGUUUCGUAUUAGUUGUCUUGGUCGCCAAUUUCCUCGGCUCCGUCUUCUCGAUCGAUCGUCGAUCGAUGUUUCGUCGUGUAUAGUUCGUCAUUCGCGUUACACCGUAUCCAUAUCCGUACUGUGUCGUGUCGUGUCGUCCUGUUCUGUUGUGUCGCGUAUCCCGUCGCCUCGUCGUAGGGGCGCCUACUGGGCGCGAUCUGUUCGUACGGUAUAUACUCGUCGCGGACCGGUGCCCGGGGAAGACUCCAGCCUCAGAAACUCUGAGAGAGAGAGAGAGAGAGAGAGAGAGAGAGUGACGGACCGCCGUUUAUCAUCGCGAUUGCCGCAUACGGCGGUCGUAGCGCCGUGACGUUAACGGAGGGUCACGACUCGGAGUCUCGCCGACUUCGUCAUGCUGUCAGUCGCAGCGAUCGCGACGACGACGACGACGUUGACGUUUCCCGGAUCGAGGAGAAGAGACGCGUUCUCUCGCUGCUGAUAUGGGGCCGAUAUUAGUCGAACGCUUGGUCCUCAAAUCCAUGAGCUCUCCCUACUUGAAAAAUAAAUAAAACUCAAGUGACUUCUUGAGGAGUGCGAGACGACGUUCUUUUCUAAGGUAGACGACCAGGCUCAGGAUGGCUUCGACCUCCAGCAGCACGUCGCCCGACGUUCAAGUGCUGAUGGGCAAGGGAAAACGCGGGGCGGCCGCCUAUAUCAGUUUGACCACAGGUCGGGACACCGGUGGUUGUCCGCCGUAUCUCAAUGAGCUGCUGGACGUUCUGUUGAACCCCAGCAAGCCCAUCGACGAUUGGGAAACCAUCGACUGGUGCAAGUGGUUGAUGGCCGGUGGUCGCACGCCCGACGAAUUCGCCAGUACAGUACGUACCUACGAUAAUGCUACUACUUGUGGUCUGGUAUGGACACCAAACUUUGUAGCAUAUCGCUGUCGCACAUGUGGCAUAUCUCCCUGUAUGUCCUUGUGUACCGAGUGCUUCAAAAAGGGAAAUCAUCAUCGUCACGAUUUCAAUAUGUUUCUCAGCCAAGCAGGUGGUGCAUGUGAUUGUGGCGAUACAUCUGUGAUGAAGGAGACUGGAUUUUGUGAUAGGCAUGGGCCAAAGGCUGCUGUAAAUAAAUCAGUCGCACCAUCGGAUCUGAUGUGUGUAGCCGAGGCAAUGAUGCCCAGAAUUAUUCUUCGACUUAUACAACAUUUACGUGAGAAUUGUAAAAUGGGUGUGCCAGAUUAUAGAGGUGCUAUACAUGAAGCGGAUUCAUAUUUGACCAUGUUGCUAGAUUUGAACAACAUGGGCGCAUUAAUGAGACACGUUAUGACAUCAGCUCUCACGAAUCCGCAAAAGUACCGAGGCCUCAUGGAUCCCUCGGUCUUAACGGGACAAUCCGAGUACGAUAGCUAUUGCCAAGAUAGCAAUAAAAUAUAUCAGCAUGCCGUAAAAUCGCUACCGAAUCCAGAACCACCUGAUGAAUAUAAAGAAUGCGUGUCGCUUCAAGAACACUUAGAGCACACUACAUUCUUGGAGGAACUGAUGUUUUGGACGGUUGCUUACGAAUUUCCGCAGAAAUUGGUUUGUCUGCUAUUGAACAUGUUGCCAGAUCCUGAUUAUAAAGAAGCUUUAACUCGCGCCUUUGUGUUGCACUAUAGUAGAAUCUCUAUGAUGCUCGAGCGUUCUACGGAUCCCGAUACGUUGAGCAAUAGAGUAGUACAUGUUAGCGUACAGCUAUUUAGCAACGAGAAGCUAGCGUUGAGGAUGGUUGACCAGUUGAAAUUGUUACACGUUAUGGUUAUUAGUUUGAAAUACAUGAUGAGCAAAAUACUCAUUCAAAAUACCUUGCAUGAUCCGGAUAAGAACUUCCAUUAUGUUGUGGAUUGUGGACGUCAAGUGAUGAAGGAACAUUGUUAUUGGCCAUUGGUGUCUGAUUUAAACAAUGUGCUCUCACACAAACCCGUCGCGGUCAGAUUCAUGAGCGAUAACACUCUUUUGGAAAUGUGGUUCGACUUUCUAUCCAUGUUUCAAGGCAUGAACGUCAACCAGAGAGAGUUGAGCCAGCAUGUCGAGUUCGAACCUAACACUUAUUACGCGGCAUUUAGCGCGGAACUGGAGGCAAGUGCAUAUCCAAUGUGGGCUCUAGUGUCACAUCUUCGGGGACCCGAAAGUGCAACAUUAAGUCGACGGGUGCUUACCUUCUGCCUUACAGCUUUGCAAGACUGGCUAGACGCCGUGAACUACACUCAUCCAAACGUGAGUGAUAGUUUGCAAGUGUCAUUUCAUCUACCGCUUCAUCGAUAUCUCGCCGUGUUUAUGUGUCAGGCUAUCCGACAACAGGGAGCAACUCUGCGCGAAUUACUACCGCCCACGGACAUGUUACAUCUCCUUAUGAUGCAUCCAUUGCGAGUGCAGGUGGCUUUCUAUGAGAUUUUGAAUGGAUUAUGGGUUCGCAACGGACUGCAAAUAAAGGGCCAAGCAAUGACCUACAUACAGUGUAAUUUCUGCAACUCCAUGGUAGAUGCAGAUUUGUAUCUAUUGCAAAUUUGCGCCACGAAAUUAUUGCCGGAUGUUUUUCUGAAAACCAUCAUCGAAAAAUUUCACGUGAGGGAAUGGAUGAGUCUAUGUUUGUAUCACGCUCCGCAAAAUGAGUAUCUUGAAGGCGAGCACGAUACGCCGAUGUUAGAGAGCUGUCUCACAUUCUUGGCUACACUGGUCAACGUGAGAACGAAUCUCGGUUUAUCAGAUCCUGAGAUGUCCCGUCUUGAAAUGGUGACUCUGUUGUGUAUGGGUGAUAAGACGCAUAGCCAAUUAAUGGAACUGAUGCCAGAACGUUGUGGAACCACACAAAAUAGAGACUUUGAAUCUGUUCUAGCUGAUGUAGCGCAAUAUAGAGCUCCUAAUCUCGAAGCAAGUGGCAAUAUGCAGCAAGGUAUGUACGGACCAAAACCUCGGGUAUGGGAUGAACUCUUCGAUCCUUUACACGUUUUGUUACGAGCGGUGCAUAGAAGAGACUUCCAGAUAUCCAUGGAUCGUUUUACGGAAUACGUAAAGCAAUCAGGCAAAUUAAAAAACAGUGCUACUCCUUGGCCGCCAUUCAGACAUCCUGCUUCGGUGUCGUCGGAUUACGACGAUCCCCGGAUCGUCCUACGCACCAGGGUCUUUCACGCUAUGAUUCUGAUAAUACUGUAUAAGGCUGUGAACGGGCAUAAUAUAUCGGAGCACGUUAUGGCAUUAGCUAUUUACCUCCUGGAGAUGGCAGUGAUUACUGCAGAUUCGCCGAAUAAAUCUGUAAAUCCUUUAUGUCAAUACACCGGUGGUAGCUCUCGCAUGAUAAAGGAUAUGGAUUUAGGUGGAUGGUAUGAAAGCGACAGUUUGUCCGAAAAUCUGAGGACAGUGAUACCUCGAGUGAUUCUAGUCCAAGAGUCGGAGCCGAACAGUUCGGACAGUGAGUUUGAAUGGGAGAUUCAAGGAGAAAUGAGUGAAGUGGCAACAUCCUUAAUGCUGAAUGAUGGCAUCGAUGAUGGCGCGGAAGAAGGCUCUCUGGAGCUUUUAGGAUUUUCUGUAGACACUGUGAGAGACGACAGUGGCGUAUCAAAUGCGAGCGCGACAUCUCUGCCGGCUCUACUACCGUCAGUUGAAAGUGCUACGUCCUUGCCAGCCUUACCAUCAACAAGUGUGGAAUAUGAUUUGAUUGUACCUGAAGACGGAAUCGUUGCUAUACCCCAUAGUAACAGCGAGGAUGACCUAACGAUACCUCUGCAAAGAGCUCUACCACCAUCUGGAGAAGAAUCUAUGGCUUUAGCAAUCGAAUCGCUCCCUUCGCCGAAUAAUAUAGUCGGCGGCCAACCUGCAUUACUACCUGCUCCUCAACGUCCGGCGGUUAUGGCCGGAAAUGAGAUAGUCGCGGCGCAGCCGGUUAGCUACAGGACUACAGAAAUCGUUCCAUCUACAUCAAAUCCUCACAAACAUUUUAAGAGAAGAGAGCCACAGGCUGGAUUGAUGCAACCACAAACUGUAAAGGUGGGAGAGAGUAUAAUUUCCCUGCUAUUGAAGUUACAUUCUCAACUGUCGGGAGUACCAGAUAGCUACAAUCCUGAACAGAGUGCAAUAUCAGACAACGAAGCCGGCAGCAGCAGCAGCAACAGUAGCAGUAGUUCUUUCGCGUCGCCAUCGUCGCUGAACGACUCGCGAAUUGGCGACGGGCCAUUCUUUAUAUCACAGCUACUUAGGAAAAUAUCGGAUUUAGAUCCCAUGUGUAGACAAACUAUUAUUGAGACUAGAAACAAAUUGUGGCCCCGCAUGCAGGAACAGCGCGAGAGGGAGAAUCGCGAACGGGAGGAACGACGAAAAAGGGCAAAGGAGAGGCAGCAGAAACUGAUGGCGGAAUUCGCCAACAAGCAGAAGCAAUUUAUGGAGAAAGCAAUGAAGACCGAAGAAGCAGGUGCAUCUGGAAUGGACUGGGAUCAGGAGGAGAACGCAACUAAACUAGCUAGUAAAAAAGAAUACGAUUGUGUGAUAUGUAAUCAAACUACUCCCAGCAGCGAGGACAAGCCGAUGGGACUUGUCGUAUUAGUUCAAGCAACUAGUAUCAUUGGUCACGAACGACAGGAAUCAGACAGGCUAGUUCUUCCCACAUCCGAUGAGGAUCCACCUAUACCGAAGGGAAAUACCCGCGGGGCUCAUUUUGACCGCAGAAUGGACGAAAUGAGUCGUUUAUUCCACACGUUUUCGUGGCUAAUCUCAGUGAAUCUAGGCUGGGAAGGCGGUGUCCACGUACAAACGUGCGGUCAUCACCUGCACUUAGAUUGUUUAAAAUCCUAUCUGGAAUCUCUUCGUAGUCAACAACGGCAACAGAGUCUAGCGGUGGAACGGGGCGAGUACCUGUGUCCGCUCUGUCGACAGUUGGCCAAUUCUGUUUUGCCAUUGUCGCCGCAAUUAGGCGAGUGCUCAGCAGUGGUGCGAUCUCGUCAUGCUUCCACAAAAACCAUAUUCGCAGAUCUGAACACUUUCCUCAAAGAGGUACAACGAAAUCCGAUCUCUUCGAAUCUGGCUGUGGCGAUGGGAAAAGCGAUGGAGGACAUGACGAGUUGCACGUAUCUAAAAUAUAAGCAAAAGAACUGUAAACCUAGUCACCAAAGCUUGUUCCUUUUUGUAACUUCAGUAGCUCGAACCAAUUUUGAGAUCGAACUCGUGCAGCGUGGCGGAUCGUUGUGCGUUCCACCACCCACCACGAUACCUCUGACGCCUAAACGCGAUUGUAUAGUCGCGCUUCUUCACGUCUUGGCGAUGCACGCUCGUGUACUGGUUACCUGGCCGGUGCACCACGUGUGGCAGCAAUUGUCGGGUAUACCGCUGAUAGAAGAACCGGCGUCUUCGUUCGCUUUGACGCCACGCGAAAGAGAGGUUCCUUUGCUCCUGCGAGACCCGACCGCUAUGCUCAUUCAAUUCAUACUGUUGUUGCCGCUGCACCUGGAUCAAACAUACUUCUCGGGCGUGGUAAAGGUCCUUUACAACUUGCUGUACUAUCAGGUGAUACUACAAAUAAGUUGUAAUUUCUCGCGACCUGAACGAAAUACAAUCCUGAAGAGGAGAUAUAGUUGCGCUACUACGCCUUCGGAGACUAUAUUGGCCGAGAUUAUCGAAUAUUUUAGCGACAGCGGGCUUUAUUCCGGCACAGACGACGACAAGCCGUCUACAUCGUCUUCUCCCACUUACGCCAAAGUGAAAACACACUGCAUCGAACAACAAAUCCAGUCGCUAUGUUUGCCAUUUCUACGAGUGGCAUCGUUGCUGCGUUAUCACCUAUACGAACAGCCGUUACCGCUAAUUAGAACGCCACAGAGCGAGUUUGUGAGAUUGGUCUACUAUUUGGAGCUGGUCACGGAGGGCAUGAGUUGGGAUAGCUUCGAUUCAACAGUGGCGUUGAAUUGGCAGGAACAAGAGGCGAGUGUCUCGGUGCCGCUUUUCUGGUGUGAUCAGUUGCUUGGAUUUCUUGUCAACUGGCAGAAUCACCAGCCGGCUCGCGACCUCAUCAUGGAGCAGCACAUAUCCUGGCAUGUGCCGAAGCUGCUCAGUCUUCCGAGGGAAUACGAAAAGAUCUUCACGUACUACCACGAGCGGCAGUGCAGCCAAUGUCAUUCUGUCCCGCAAGAAAUCAGCAUCUGUUUGUUGUGCGGCACUAUCGUCUGCCUCAAACAAAACUGUUGCAAACAGAUGAACGUAUGCGAAGCAAUUCAGCAUUCGGUCGAUUGUGGGGGUGGAACUGGCAUCUAUCUUGUAGUGACUUCGACUUACAUUAUCGUGAUACGCGGCCGACGAGCGUGUUUAUGGGGAUCUUUAUAUCUCGAUGACUUCGAGGAAGAAGACAGAGAUUUAAAACGUGGCAAGCCUCUAUAUCUUAGCCAGGACAGGUAUCAACUACUAGAACAACAAUGGUUGGCACAUCGAUUCGACCAUACGAAGAAAACAUGGGUAUGGCAUCGUGAUGCUCUGUGACCCCUUACGAUGUUAUCACACAUCGCUCGUCGAUCUUAAUCUCAGAAUUGAAGAAGACUCUCUCCCCCUUUUCCUUUUCGUUUUUUUCUAUCUUGUUCUCGUGAUUCCCGCAAUUAUUCUCACGCAAAAUGCCUCGCCCUUUCGCAGUAAUGCCCGCGCGCUUUAGAGACUAACAGAAAUAGACCGUUCUUAAUAGAUAUUAUAUAUUUAUUAUGCAAUCGAAUAAUUAUAGGCAUAUAAAUGAUGACAAAUGAAAGUAUUACAAAAAAACACAUUCGUCUGAAGAAAAGAAUAAAUUUUGUUCACAUAGUCAUGCGCAACUUGAAUAAUGCAUAUUAUGUAGAAAUUUUAUGUAUGAUGCCCUCAAAUUAUAAAAACUUGUACAUUUUAUUUAAAUAUAUACAUCGGACCGUUCCCAAUUUAAUCUUUCCGCGUAAUUGUCUAUGAAACAAGUGGUUUCCGAAAAAAAAUCACAUCAAAAGCUUAACGCCUCUUUUUCAAAUUACACGCAAACUGUCGAAACACGCGAAUAGACAUAGAAAUGGAAUAAUUUUGAUCUACAACGUUGUUUCUUUAAUAGCCACUAAUUUUGGUGAUUAUUAUGGAAAAGAUUAAAGUGAAAUGCAUACCCUGUAUAUACAUAUAUAAAAUAUGUCCUAAUAAUUUAAAAAAAAGUACUUAUCUAAUGUAGCAUUUCUACUUUGUAGAACAAAACAAUAUUUAAGUGAUAAUAAUCGCAAAGAGAUGAAAUUCGUGUGCUGCUUCGAAUAAUUGACUCGCUCGUUUUGGAGAUGGAUAAUAAUUUCUGAUUUAUAUUUCUUUACUUCGAGCACUUCGCAGAUACAUGCAAAGCAAACGCAGAUUUCUCGCGAAUAUUUAUAUUUUAGCAUUAGUGUAUAAAAUAUACACUAAUUUUCCAAAUAUUAACAUUGCUAUGAACAAGAUCAUAUUGCUAGAAGUAUGGGAAUGAUGAAGGAAAGAAAUGUCAAAGACUGACGUCUUUAGAUCUGUAUUUAUAUAUGCUCGACGACAAAGAUAUUAGAAUCUAUAUAUAGUCAGAAAUACACUAUUUUAUUUACGCCUCCCCCCAAUAUAAUAUUUAAUCUUUAUAAUAUAAGAAAUGCAAAACUAUAAGACAAAAACGGGGACGCGAGAAUGCGCCAAAUGCAUUAAAUGUCGAUUGGAAAUUUUUGUCACGUGACAACAAGCGCAUGACACGAUAACAAAAUCGAUACUUUCUCGUUUCGGGAUGCAAUAUAGAACUGUGGUCCAUUACGCCCAAUGUCAAUAAUACGGGAGAAACAUUAAGAUUAACGUUAAUUAUUGUUACAUAGAUGUAACUAUUAAGUCACAGAAACUAUGCACACACAGAAUUUCAAUUCGGAUUCUCCGAUGCUAUAGAUAUGUGCAAAUAAUAUUUACGUUUUUAAUAAGAAUAUUUUAUUUUCAUGAUAUAAAUUAAUAUUAAUAGUUAAAUGAUUAUAUAUAGUUAUCAUAUAGUAGUCUCUAUAUGUAUAGUGUUAUGGAUUAUAUAUAAAAUUAUGUAUUUUAGAUUUUUUCCAUAUUCCAUAGACACAAUUCUUCUUAUUUUUUAUCUAAAAAUUUUGAUUUUGUGAUAAAAUUUUUAUUUGAAUUAAUAUAUAUCGAAAAUAUAUUUUAAUCUAAAUAUACAUGCUGUGAUGCCUUUAAGGAAAGUUCUCUCAGAAUUAUUAGAAAAUUUACUGUAUAAUUAAUAAUCUAUAGCUUCGGAAUUCGGGCAUACCGAAGAAUCCGCUUGGAAUUCGGAAAUUAUCUGUUUGAGUGAUAAUCGUUUCCUUUACUAUAGCAUACAUAUGUUGAAUGAGAUAUUGAUUUACGGGAUAUCACUUGUUAUCGUUUGCCGAGCAACUUGUAUACUAGAUAUUUUUGAAGAAAUAACGGGAUAGUAGAUGCGUAAAAUAUAAAUUUGAUACAUAUCUUAUGACUUUAAUUUUAAUGCUGGAAUUUUCGAUAAAUUUCAAGUUUUCAUCUUUAUUAAAAAUAGUACCUGGUAGCAAUAAUUUUCAUGAAUUAAAUCUUUGGGGGAGAAAAAAAGUGAGAGGUCAUGCACAAAUUAAAAUUAAAAAAAUGAAUUUAAAAAAUUAGACUACAUAUAUAAAAAAGCAUUCGAGACACUAAUUUUAAUAAAUAUAAUUAUAUGUAUAUAUAUGAUCUUUAUCUUUAUAUACAAUUUUAAUUUAAAUCUUUAUUAUAAAGAAUGUAAAUGAAUGAAAGAAAAAAAUUGAGUGUUAAAAAUUGAGAAUUGAUGGGCAAAUCUGUCAUUAAAAUCAAGAUCGCGAGUUAUGCAUAGAUCAUUCUAUAUAUAUAAAAUUUAAAUUUCUCGAUUUGAUUCCAAACUCCCUGUAUGUUUUAGACAUGUUGCGAAAUGAGAUUGCUUUUUCUAGAAUGCACGAUCGUAUUGUAAAUAUGUAAUAAUAAUAAUAUAUAUAGCUCGCCAUGUACUGCAUCAUUAGUCAAUGUUCGCGAAACAAGAUGAUUUGUAUAUAACUACAAAAUUAUUUUUUAGAAGUAUCUUUUUUUUUGCUUGUAAUAUGUAAGAGUCUAUGAUAUAAAAUCUACAUGAUUAAAUAAAGACCUGAGAAUUAUUGAAUAUGUUAAAAGUAUAAAUAAGAAUAAUCUCUCGAGUUUUGUUAUUUCUUCCAUCUAUUAUUAAGAAAUAACAAUAUUUAUACUUUUUUCUAUGUGAUUAUAUUUAAAUACAAACAGGUCAUCAUAUACAAUAACGAUAGCUGUAUCAUUUAUUAUUUUCCACUAUAUAUUUUCUCGUAUUUUUAAUUUUAUAUAUAAUUUUUGUAUCAUAUACUUUUUAUAAAUUUGACAUUCUUAUUGCAAAAACUACUCACAUCAUAGUUAAAAAGAAAUUUCGCAAAAACACCGGGAACAAAUUUCCGAGAAUAUCCAAAAAUUACUCGCAUUACAUAUGUCAUGACUUAUAACUAAAAAUGUUCUAAAUCUUCUAAAAGAACAAGGUAUAUUAUGUCAAUUCUAAGUGUUUCUAAGAGUUCAAAACUUGCGCUUCACAAUUAUUUUUAUUAAUAUUGCAGUUAUUUGAGAAAGAAAGAGAUUUACAAUUACAAUUACUUUUAUUAUAUCUUAAAUGUAACAAUUUUGUUUUAUUAUAUUCACAUCUUUUCUUUCUGUAUCCACCACAAAACAUUAAAAAAAAAAAAAAAA